AUGCAGCAUGAUAUAACAGCGGUCAUCAGCAGCACCGGUGUUUCUGCUGCUUCACUACAACAUUACAACACACAUGUCAACAACACAUUUACAAGUGUUCAACUACAGCAGGUGGUGAUGAGUGCCCCCUGUGCCCUCCUGACCCUGUCCAGGACCCUGCCCUCCUAUUGCCCCUCGCUGGGGGCCCUCCACAGGGGACUCUCUGUCAGGAGCAUGUCGUCCAAGAGGCAGAGGGAUCACCUCCAGAGGACCGCAGCUCAGCCCAGACACACGGCUCUGUACCCGGCCCAGGUGUGUGGGAUCAGCCAGGAGUCAGAGUCUGUGAAGAGACUCAGGUUAACAGUGCACCCAGACUUCAGCUUCAAGGCAGGACAGUGGGUGGACCUGUUCAUCCCUGGUCUGGCCACUGUCGGGGGCUUCUCCAUGUGCUCCAGCCCAGGCCUGCUGCAGAGAGAGGGGGUCAUCGAGCUGGCCGUCAAGUACACCGAUCACCCCCCGGCUCACUGGCUCCACACGAAGUGCUCUCUGGGCUCUCGGGUGAAGGUGCGAGCAGGAGGAGAAUUCUUCUUCGACCCUGGUCCCUGUGACGUGGCUCUGGACCUGCUGCUGGUGGCUGGAGGAGUGGGCAUCAACCCCUUGUACUCCAUCCUGCUGCACACUGCAGAGCUGCUGCGGCUCAAGCAGGACUCUGUCCGCUCUGUGCAUCUGAGCUUCAGCGCCAAGAGCCCCCAGGAGCUGCUCUUCAAGAGCUCUAUAUCAGAGACGUGCGCCCUCUUCCCCAGCGUCCUGUCCUGUGACUUCCACGUGACCCAGGGGAGCACAGAGCUGGAGCCGCCCAUGAGCCGAGGCCGGAUCAGCAUAGAUGACCUGCGGGCUCACGUGCGUCCUCCGAGCAGCCUGUGUUACUUGUGUGGACCCCCCACCAUGAUCGAGAGCCUGUCCGUCAGCCUGCAAGAGCUAGGACUGCCCCCAGAGCGCGUCCGCUUUGAGAAGUGGUGGUGA
Knipowitschia caucasica is the source of this 1002-nucleotide messenger RNA. NCBI's taxonomy places the organism in Eukaryota, Metazoa, Chordata, Actinopteri, Gobiiformes, Gobiidae. The record is from the annotation of a GenBank genome assembly.